AUGGCGCCCAGGAAGCCUGCCACCACGGCGGAGGUUGCCCUCGUCCCUCUAAAGAACUGCCUCGUGAACUUGCCGCCUUCCUUGGUCUCCUUGCUGGUCAAUGCCAAUACCGCAGCGCAGAAUGUGAUUGUUGAGUUACAAUACCGCCCGACCGCAAAAACCACCACCAACGGCAGUACUACCCCGCGAUCAUGCUUCCUAGGAUGGACGGGAAUGCCCAGCAAGCGAAGACUUGCGCCGGUAGUCAGCAGGGAUGGGAUUACUAGCUCGUCCUCUGCUCGGGAUCAGGAUGUAUCUACGGUUGAAUUGGACACAACGUUUGGAAGGGUUCUUGGUUUAACCGAGGGACAAAGGAUUGGUAUUUUCAUUCACGUUGACCCUCCUGUGGCCCAUACGAUUAAUAUUGAGCCUCUAACGCCAGAGGAUUGGGAGAUUAUCGAGCUCCAUGCAUCGUUCCUAGAGCUCAAUCUUCUGUCGCAGAUCCGUGCUCUACCGAACCCGGCGUAUUCAACACAACAACCUGAUCAUAUGCACCCUCUAACAUUACAUCUUUCCCCCACAUCGACUGCUAAUAUUGUCAUCACAUCCUUGGUGCCUGCUCCACCUAAUACCGCGGCAUUCGCCAAGAUUUCACCUGAUGCAGAGGUUAUUGUUGCUCCAAAGACCCGUCCAAAAGCCAACACGCGAGCUCCACGUGGAGAUAGUAGAAGUGUCACGGGAAGUAGCAGGAAGAGUGUCGGAGGAAGAAGCAGUGGUAGCGCCACACGCGGAAAGAGCAGCAAGUCCGAGUCGACUAGCCGAGGCGCUCUCUAUUUCAGGGGGGUUGAUCGCCAAUGGACAGAGCAGUAUUUUGAUGAAGAGUCCGAAGAAGACCACAAUGAUGGGUUCCGCGUAUGGGUUGAUCCUGAUGUUCUUGCAACUAAUGAACUCCGUGGAGCUAGCUGGGCUUGCGUCACGGUUAUCCAGCCUUCCGGGUUGAAGGCACCGCCUGAUCCUCAGCAACAGAUAAAUCAAACGGAGCAGAAGUCUAGUGAUGCCGGGGCUCCCACAACGAAACUUGUGGCUAAAUUGAUGCCUUGGGCUGAUUGCCCUGACCCUCAACACGCAGCCCUAUCCUCUGUACUGUGCUCUGCAAUAGGAGUUGAAAGCAUGGUGGGCGGCAUUGUUCGGGUGGAGGCAGCUCCCCCGCCGCUGCAGCGGGCGGCUACCAGGGCGCUCAAAGUUUAUCCCUUCUUAACGGAUGCAUCCAAAAGGAAAGAUGGGUUAAAAUUUGGCGCAGAUACCAUAGCGGCCAAGGAUGCAUUGGUGGAGCGCAUUAAGGUGAUAUACGGCAGCACCGGUUCAGGAAAGGGAUUGCUUACAGGCCCUUUGACUGACGGCAUGAUCCUGCCCAAGGCCCAUAAUCCAGGAGUUGUGUCUGCAUUUGAUGGCGCUAUAAUCCGAUUUGAUCCGCCUCUGAAGAACCCUUCCGAUGCAUCCAAGCCGGCCUUUGGGUGGCUUUUGGGAUCCGAUGUAAAGCUGCCUCUUGAGGUGCAAGCUGAAAUACCAAAGCCGGCAGAAUCCAGUGCCUUGGUGCUUCCGACAGAGGAUGUGAUCCCAUCUACCGUUACCCCGAUGGUUGGCAUCGACCAGGUUAUUACGCAGUCGCUGGCCAGUCUUACCAAAUCCUCCUCUGUUUUGGUGACAGGUGGUCUUGGAUCUGGAAAGACAGCCUUGGGCCAUCUCUUAGCCCACCGCUUGCGCGAAGACUAUCUCUUUAACGUGAAGUAUUUCUCGUGUCGCAAGCUUGUAACCGAUGAAACUCGGAUUUCCAAUAUCAAGGAAACUCUGACCCGCCUCUUCAUGUCCGCCGCCUGGUGUGCUCGUCUAGGCGGGCAAUCGGUGGUGAUCCUCGACGACCUUGACAAAUUAUGCCCCGUGGAGACCGAGCUGCAGGUAGGAGGGGACAACGGCCGUAGCAGACAGAACAGUGAAGUGAUUUGCUCUAUGGUCCGGGAGUAUUGCUCCAUGAACUCGGGCGUGGUCCUUCUGGCAACUGCUCAGUCGAAGGAGUCCCUGAACAAUGUUAUUGUGGGUGGACAUGUGGCCCGGGACAUUAUCCAUCUUAGAGCUCCAGAUAAGGAAGGUCGACGAAAAGUCCUCGAGUACCUCACCAGUCAGGAUCGAUCGGCGACCAGCCCUGCCACCGCAGCCACUGGCCCUGCUACCAUUAAUGGACAAGUGCGAACCGGCAGCACCUCAACUAACGAUUCUUGGCUGGAUCCCUCCAACCCAGGGAGCCGUCCAAGCUCGUCUGGUGGCGAUGGGUUUGUUCUUGGACGAGAGGUCGACUUUCUGGACCUUGCGGGCAAAACUGAUGGAUAUAUGCCUGGAGAUCUAGUCCUGCUGACCUCCCGUGCAAGGAAUGAGGCACUUAUCCGAUCUGUCUCGGAGUCAAUGGAGACUUCCAAGGCAAUCACCCUUGAUUUGGUAGAUUUCGAAAACGCUAUCAAGGGAUUUACGCCAGCAUCUCUCCGGAACGUUACCUUGACCUCUUCUACCACUACGUUUUCAGCUAUUGGUGGAUUGCAGGAGACCCGGAAGAUGCUCCUGGAAACGCUGCAGUACCCGACCAAGUAUGCCCCUAUCUUCGCACAGUGCCCACUACGGUUGCGAUCCGGUCUGUUGCUCUAUGGAUUCCCUGGGUGCGGUAAAACCAUGCUGGCCAGUGCCGUGGCAGGCGAAUGCGGAUUGAACUUUAUCAGUGUCAAGGGGCCCGAGAUCUUGAACAAGUAUAUUGGUGCUAGUGAGAAGAGUGUCCGCGAUCUUUUUGAACGGGCGCAAGCAGCUCGGCCGUGCAUUCUUUUCUUCGAUGAAUUUGACAGUAUUGCACCUAAACGUGGACAUGAUUCUACAGGAGUCACAGAUCGAGUGGUCAACCAGCUCCUCACCCAGAUGGAUGGCGCGGAAGGCCUGUCGGGCGUGUACGUGCUGGCCGCCACGUCCCGUCCCGACUUGAUUGACCCGGCCUUGCUACGUCCCGGACGUCUGGACAAGGCGCUCCUCUGCGAUAUGCCCAACCAUGCCGACCGAAUGGAUAUUAUCCAAGCGGUCAGCAAAAAGCUGCUGAUGAGCGGAGAAGUGGCUUCUCGACUGGACGAAGUGGCGGCGCGUACGGAAGGCUUCUCUGGUGCGGAUCUGCAAGCUGUGGUUUACAAUGCGCAUCUGGAGGCUGUGCACGACGCUCUGGGGGAUCGCUCGGGUGGGGACAAGCCCCCUGCAAAGAGCGGAAAGACCACAUCCACCACCAGUACGGGCAGUCGCUCCUUUAUCCAGUUCGUGUACUCCACCUCGGAGCAACGAGCCGGGUCAGUCACUCUGCCUGCGCCCGCAGUCGUGGCAUCGAGGCUCGAUGCGAUCAAGAACGCACGCCGUCGUCAACGACAACUGGAACAAGCAGUCUCUGGGGCGACUACUGCAACUUCUACCAGCGCCCCAGGUAAUUCUCACGAAGCGGUGGCGGACGAGGGACGGGAGGAGAUUGUAGUUCGCUGGGAACACAUGGAGCGGUCUCUGUCCACGACCCGUAGCUCGCUUAGUGACGCAGAGCGGAGGCGUCUCCGGGCGAUCUACCGAGAGUUUGUGGAGGGACGCGAUGGGGAAAUGCCGAAUGGAGAGGGGGGAAGAGAGAUUGGGGGACGGACGAGUUUGAUGUAG
Aspergillus ochraceoroseus IBT 24754 is the source of this 3696-nucleotide messenger RNA. RefSeq names its product AAA family ATPase peroxin 1 (gene pex1). The transcript is spliced from 4 exons. Gene Ontology annotation, molecular function: ATP binding; ATP hydrolysis activity. The record is from RefSeq and is a predicted model, not a curated record. Bases 1 to 3696 code for a protein of 1231 amino acids. Gene Ontology annotation, biological process: protein import into peroxisome matrix. Gene Ontology annotation, cellular component: peroxisomal membrane; peroxisome; cytosol. NCBI's taxonomy places the organism in Eukaryota, Fungi, Ascomycota, Eurotiomycetes, Eurotiales, Aspergillaceae.